Messenger RNA from Copidosoma floridanum, 801 nucleotides. RefSeq names its product Dehydrogenase/reductase 4 (gene Dhrs4). NCBI's taxonomy places the organism in Eukaryota, Metazoa, Arthropoda, Insecta, Hymenoptera, Encyrtidae. The record is from RefSeq and is a predicted model, not a curated record. Gene Ontology annotation, molecular function: carbonyl reductase (NADPH) activity.
AUGGAGCAGACAGUUCGUAAAUUCACAAGUGCCACCAAAUCGGCAACCAAGAAUUGCCGCAGGUUGGAAGGCAAGGUUGCAGUUGUCACAGCCUCCACCCAAGGAAUCGGAUACUCUGUAGCACGCCGCUUCGCCCAAGAAGGAGCCAAGGUUGUCAUAAGCAGCAGAAGAGAAUCGAAUGUCAAAAAUGCGUUCGAGCAACUUGCGAGUAAAGAGGGCCUCGAGGUCUUCGGAAUCGUUUGCCAUGUGGGAAAAGCCGAGGACAGGCAGAAACUCUUAAAUGAGGCAGUGGUGUGCUAUGGUGAACUGCAUAUUUUGGUGCCAAACGCAGCUGUAAACCCAGAAGCAGGUCCAGUCAUCGAAUGCAGUGAGUCUGUUUGGGAUAAGAUAUUCGACAUCAAUGUCAAGAGUACAUUUUUGUUCAUAAAAGAAUCAUUACCUCUUCUCAGAAAAAAACAAUAUGCCUUGAUUAUUAUAAUGUCCUCGAUAUCUGGAUAUCAACCGCUUACGUAUUCUGUUAGUAAAACGACCUUGCUAGGACUGCGUAAAGCUGUCAGCGAAGAAUUGGCAAGUGAAGGAAUUAGGGUCAAUUGCAUCGCUCCAGAAGUUAUAAAAACAAAGUUCUUCCAACUACUAUAUGAAUCAAAAGCUGUGAUCGAUACAACGCUGACAAUGAUACCAAUGAACAGACUAGGAACUCCAGAUGAGAUUGGAGCUGUUGCUGCGUUUUUGGCAAGUGACGAUGCGCACAUCACUGGUGAAACAAUUGCAGCUGCCGGAGGAAUGACAUCAAGGCUUUAA